AAGAUAGAGUGCCGUGAAGGACAAUUGCGUGACGAAGACGCCACUCCCAGGAGACCCUUCGCACUUCACCCCACGGCAGAAAGCUCCCAUCGCCAUGGAUGGCCGAAACCGGCGGCGACAAUUUGGCGGCCCAUGCUACUGUCUCCGGCCACUGAUUCGGCUCUGGGGCGUCGUGACAGCGAUUGUGAUCAGUGGCGUCGGGAUAGAUAUAAUGGUGCACGGCUACACUGCAGGUGUUUAUAUUAUAGUUGCCUCCGUAGUUAUAUUCCUGCUGGAAAUCAAAUGGCUCUUCACACUGUUCAUAGUGCUGUGUACAAACAGUGACUACUCGUCCCCGUGCUACCGGUGUUGGGGUGUAUGCCGAUACUGCGGCGGUUGGCACCUGACUUUUCCGUACGUGGCCUUAGGUAUUGCGCUCAUCGUGUGGCCCCAUCGGCUGUGGCUGAGCCACGUGGCAGGAGGACUGCUCAUCGGGCAGGCCAUGUUGCGGUUGCUGACGGUGUGCAAGUUUCGACCGCACGACAAGGACGAUGAGCUGCUGAACCACUUUGACGAGCACGGCGACAAGUACGACAACCUAUCGGAUGUGCUGGUCGAUAAUUCGAUGCCCGAGCCUGGCCAAAGUCUGGAGGAUGUGAACGACGAGGACGAUGACGAUGUGGCAAUCAAUGGCGGGAAAAUGUGACAGGAUGGGCCCCCGUGCCCAAAACCAAACAUCAAGAAGUGCAUGAAUCAAAACUACGAGAAGCUGGACAACGAGUGUGACUGCGACGUGAUCAAAUAGAACGUUACGGCCCUGUAGGCAAUGCAGCCAGCGUGCCUGUAUAUAAUGUUAGCCAGCACAAAUUGGCAGGAUUGCUUGCAAUACAAACAAAUCCUUCGCUGCCACGCUGCGGGAUCUGCAGGGCGUUGAGUCGAAAAUCGCGUUUCAUUUUGUCGCUCCAAUAAUGUAUUUAAUAGCGUU
This is a messenger RNA of Anopheles nili, 964 nucleotides long. RefSeq lists its product as uncharacterized. The record is from RefSeq and is a predicted model, not a curated record. The coding region runs from base 95 to 685 and encodes 196 amino acids. The transcript is spliced from 5 exons. NCBI's taxonomy places the organism in Eukaryota, Metazoa, Arthropoda, Insecta, Diptera, Culicidae.